UUUGAACUUCGGGCCAGUCGCAAAGACAAGACAUCAUUGCUGAAAGUAAACUAGUCUGAAUGGUUAAAAGCUAAAAAUGUUCUUCAGGGUAUUCCGUUCUGCUUCUUGGAUCGCUAAUGGCCAAGGCAAACGAGUUUUAGGCGUUGUCGGUACGGUAAUUGCCGGUGGAACGAUUGCCACAUACUAUCACCGCAACGAUGCACACAUGACAAAAAAGCUAGCAGUGAGCAAAUUCAUGGCCGAACCGAUUACCUCGAAAGAUACCCUGGUGGCUAAUGCUAGCGAUAUGAAAACAAAGAUGGAAUUAUUGAUCAUGAAGAUCCAAGCGGAUUUUUGUCGAUCUCUAGAAAACGAGGAGAACUUCGGCAAGACGUUUAUCGUAGACCGCUGGGAGCGUAGUGAAGGGGGAGGUGGGAUUACUUGCGUUCUUCAGGACGGGGAUAUAUUCGAGAAGGCAGGAGUCAACAUUUCUGUGGUACAUGGAAUUCUUCCAAAAGGUGCGAUUCAGCAAAUGAGAUCCCGUGGGAAGCAGUUGGCGGAUGGAGAACUGCCUUUCUUCGCGGCCGGCGUCAGUGCUGUCAUUCACCCUAGAAAUCCUAUGGUUCCGACAAUCCAUUUCAACUAUCGCUACUUUGAGGUGACAGACUCUGCGGGCAAUAAGCAGUGGUGGUUUGGAGGAGGAACUGAUCUUACGCCUUACUACCUGGACGAGAAAGAUGCUACCCAUUUCCAUCAAACUCUGAAAGAAGCAUGCGACGAGCAUGACGAAAGCUACUACCCCAAGUUCAAGGAAUGGUGUGACAAGUAUUUCUUCAUUCCCCACCGUAACGAGUGCCGUGGUGUUGGAGGCAUUUUUUUCGAUGACCUCGAUACACCCGAUCAGGAAAGUGCAUUUAAUUUCGUUUCCGCCUGUGCCCAUUCCGUGGUGCCUUCGUAUCUACCACUAGUACGGAAGCACAAAAACGAUGCCUACGGAGAUCGCGAACGGCAGUGGCAGCUGUUGCGCCGGGGACGCUACGUUGAAUUCAACCUGAUCUACGAUCGUGGAACGAAGUUUGGCCUGUACACUCCCGGGGCGCGCUACGAAAGUAUCCUGAUGUCGCUUCCGUUGACGGCAAAAUGGGAAUACAUGCACGUACCCACAGCAGACAGCAAGGAAGGUGAAAUUACACAUGUGUUGAAAAAUCCACGAGACUGGCUUCAAACGGCUCAAAAGAAAUGACACAUUUAUUAUCGUUAAAGUUUUCCGCGAAGGUACAAUAAAGACUUACUUCAGAAGAUUCA
Ochlerotatus camptorhynchus is the source of this 1284-nucleotide messenger RNA. RefSeq names its product oxygen-dependent coproporphyrinogen-III oxidase (gene Coprox). Gene Ontology annotation, molecular function: coproporphyrinogen oxidase activity. The record is from RefSeq and is a predicted model, not a curated record. The transcript is spliced from 4 exons. The coding region runs from base 77 to 1222 and encodes 381 amino acids. NCBI's taxonomy places the organism in Eukaryota, Metazoa, Arthropoda, Insecta, Diptera, Culicidae. Gene Ontology annotation, cellular component: cytoplasm.